Messenger RNA from Anopheles stephensi (Asian malaria mosquito), 2069 nucleotides. Its product is annotated as VID27-like protein. NCBI's taxonomy places the organism in Eukaryota, Metazoa, Arthropoda, Insecta, Diptera, Culicidae. Bases 55 to 1482 code for a protein of 475 amino acids. The transcript is spliced from 4 exons. The record is from RefSeq and is a predicted model, not a curated record. Gene Ontology annotation, cellular component: cytoplasm.
UCGUCUCUAUUUUCUGGUCCUUUGUAGGUGAAGAAGCGCCAGCAGCGGGUCACGAUGAUCAUGGAAAGCAAGCACAUAGAAUACACCGUCAUCGACAUCACAGAGCCGGGCCAGGAAGCGGAAAAGGACUUUAUGCAGACUAACGCCCAGCACAAAGGAUGCACGAUCAGUGAUCCGAACCCGCGGCACGCCCUACCUCCGCAGCUGUUCAACGACACCGAGUACUGCGGUGACUACGACGACUUCGACAUGGCCAACGAGGUGGACAAUCUGGAGGUGUUCCUGAAGCUGGCGGCUCCGGCAGCGCCCGAGCCGGAGCAUAAAAACGGCGACGACUCUGCACCACCUGCCACCGCCGCCGAUGACGAGGACGAGAACAAAGAAAACAAGACUGAAGACAACGGUGCGGCCGGUGAUGCGACCGGUGCGGAGACGACCGAGGGCGCGAACGAGACGGCGAAUGGUCCUCCGGAAGAGGCCGGAGAAGAGCUGGAAGCGGAGAAAAAAGUCUCCGCUAAAGAAGACGAGACCGGCGAUCUGUUGGAGGAACGACAAGAGAACGAUGAGGCGAAAGAUGAGGCUGAAGUGAAAGAGCCGGAAGUGACGAUGGAACAGUCGAAUGAAGAAACGCUUUCUCGAGAAGUGGAUAAUGCAUCGAAUCCAGCAGAGGACAAAUCUGAGGCUGAAUCAAAGUCUAGCGAUGAAGAUGAGCCCGCAAGUCAAGAAACCGUUCAAGUGAAGACAGAUGAAGAACCUCUGCUACAACACGACGAUGAUCCUGAAGCAUCGGAAGAUGCAAAGGCUGACGGACGGGAAGAAACUGUAAUGGAACACGAUUUGAAUGAAGCUCAAGAAGCUCGCACACACGAAUCCCUUGAAGAUCCCGAUCACGAAACAGUGCAAGACACGACCACGAACGAGCAGGAUGAUGAGCUUAAGAAGGAGGAGAUCUCCAAGAAUGAUGGAGAAAUGCCCGCACAAGAAGACAUUGAAGAACCGGCGAUCAACGUCCUCACUACUGAGGUGAACCAAUCUGCCCCAAUAAGUAAUCAGGAGCGAAAGGAUCCAAUCGAAGAGAUGGAAGUGGAGCAGGACAUUCAAGCGGAUCCGGACGAAUCGUCCUCGGACAGUGAAGAGAGCUCGGAAGCCAAUAGCCAAAUAGAAAACGCCGCGAAGGCAACCCCUGCUGGGAAGGAAGCAUCGUCCUUGGAAUCCCGAUCCACCGGUGAAGUUGAGGACCCGGUGGCAAUGGAAGCGGAUGCGGAGGAGGAAGAACUCCGACGUGCCUCCGCAGCACUGGCCGGCAAAAGUGAGGACGCCGUAGAGCAGAUCGGGAUGGAUGAGGCGGAAGAAGAGGAGGAGGAGGAGGCAGACGAAGAGGACGACGACGGAUUGGCGGAAGCUGCCAAAGAGGAUGAAAUCUCCAGCAAACUGGUUGAUGCCGACGAUCCCAUGAUGGCGGAACAGGAGCAGGAAGAAUGAAUCCAACUGGCGAUCCGUUAAAGCAACAAGCAAACCAUCUCAUCAGUUUAGCUAAAACAAACCACCCAAAGUACUCACACCAUCAUCAUCAUCAUCAUCGGAGAACCAUAUCAUCGUUCAUCGACAUCUUUACGCCAACGGGACAUAACCUCACAUCGAGUGCUACUGGCAACGCCUUCCUCAUCACAAGUCCCCAUGGACUGGAAGAGUAACCCUGCCCGCCGAUUCAUCGAGUGAGCAACCUCAAAUCAAUGGCUGCUUCGAUAGGGAUGCGAGCUUUCGUCUCCGUUCUGUAGCAACGCAAUGGUGGUUGUUGAUGGAGAAGGUCUACGCACGAGCGAGCGGGAGAGGGAGAGACAGCACGAAAACGAAAUAGGAGGAGUGCUUGCGAGAUCGCAUUUAACUUUUAAUCCCGUCCAUCGUUGCAAGUGCGAUGCGACGUCCCCGCCAGGAACAUAUUGUUGUGUGCCUCGUGCAGAAGGAACACAGUGUAUCGACGUGUUGUUGUGCCUCACUAUCUUCAUAAUUGCAAGGUGAUCAUUUGUUAAGGAAACUACGGUCAAUAAAUAAAAGUAAAAAUGUGUGUA